Molecule: messenger RNA, 3270 nt
Organism: Terrapene triunguis (Three-toed box turtle)
Lineage: Eukaryota; Metazoa; Chordata; Testudines; Emydidae
Gene: MFSD8
Product: major facilitator superfamily domain containing 8
Exons: 12
Coding region: 687-2294 (535 amino acids)
Biological process (GO): transmembrane transport
Cellular component (GO): lysosomal membrane
Molecular function (GO): transmembrane transporter activity
Source: RefSeq, a predicted model, not a curated record
UGGUCCCUCACAAAUAGAAUUAAUCAGAAGAAUCCUGUGAAGAAAUUGGAAUUGUUAUUGCCUCUGAAAAAUAAACAGAUCCUCAAGAGAUACUAUCAGCAUACAUCGUAUAAAAAUAAUCCUUGCUCAUAUAACUAUAACAGUACUUUAGAUCUUUUAUCUUGGAAUGAUAAAAAAAAAUAACUUUUCACCAGUUAUGUUGUUUAUUUACAUUUUUCAUUUCACAAAGCCUGGAAAUAACGAAAAUAGGCUUGUCAGGUUCGCUUUUGAUUGUAGUCAUUUUCAGUUGUUAGGAUUUCAUUUUAUUUUUCUUUUAAAUUCAUAACACUGAAAGGGAAUGUUUAGCUGUCAUGAUUUAGGCCCCAGUCCUAUAAUCUGUUGCAAAUAAACCCUUAUGUCUAUGUGGAGACAAAGGAGUUUGCCUACACGAAUGGCUUGCGGGAUUCAGAGGCUAGGCAUAAGCAAACAUAAAUCAGUCUCACUGAUUCCAGUUUAGCAUGUUGUAUGAAGGUUGAAUUUACUUGUAAAAGAAAAAUACAGCAUGGGCAAAAGUGCAGUUUUCCAAUAGAUUUGUCCUUUUGCUAUUUUAGGGUCCUGUGGUGCAUGAGUGAAAGGCAUAUCAGAUUCUGAUUUUUCUCUUCAGUGCUACCACAGUUUAAUAGGGAAGUGGGGGCCAAAAAGCAAGUAUGUGCUAUGUGAUAGGUGAUGCGUCUUUCACUUCAGCAAGACAUACCACAAAAUGCUGCAACCAAGAGAGGAAAAUAUUGGAGGACAUAUUUAUUAGAUAUGGGGAUGUUGUGGAAACGCAACAGCAUUAUAGGAGUAGGUGGAGGUCCAUUCGUAUUAUGUACCUCACAAUGUUUCUCAGCAGUGUAGGUUUUUCAAUUGUAAUUAUGUCAGUAUGGCCAUAUCUGCAAAAGAUUGAUCUGACAGCAGAUGCAAGUUUCUUGGGAUGGAUUAUUUCUUCAUACAGUCUUGGACAAAUGAUAGCCUCACCUCUGUUUGGUUUAUGGUCCAAUUACAGGCCAAGAAGAGAACCACUUGUUGUUUCAAUUGCCAUUUCUGUGGCUGCUAACUGCCUUUAUGCCUAUGUCCAUUUGCCUACUUCACACAACAAAUACUAUAUGCUGGUUGCUCGUGCCCUUGUGGGGUUUGGAGCAGGAAAUGUAGCAGUAGUUCGAUCAUACAUUGCUGGUGCCACUUCUCUUACAGAAAGAACUAGUGCCAUGGCCAACACCAGUGCUUGUCAAGCAACAGGAUUCAUACUAGGACCAGUUUUUCAGACUUGCUUCUCUCUGAUUGGAGAAAAAGGAGUGACAUGGGAAAUCAUUGAUCUCCAGGUGAACAUGUUCACAGCACCAGUUCUACUGGGAGCUAUCCUAGGAGUUAUUAAUAUUAUUCUAAUCUUUGCUAUAUUCAGAGAACAUCAAGUGGAUGACAUGGGAAGACUGUACAAAAGCAUCAAUUUUGAAGCAGAAGAAAGUGAUUAUGUGGAUCAGGAUGCCCAAGGGAACAUUGACCAGGUUGCUGUUGUAGCAACCAACAUUCUUUUUUUUGUCAUCUUGUUUGUUUUUGCUGUCUUUGAAACCAUAGCUACUCCAUUGACAAUGGAUAUGUAUUCCUGGACCAGGAAAGAAGCAGUUUUUUAUAAUGGAAUAAUCCUUGGUGCAAUUGGCAUUGAAUCCGUCAUUGUCUUCAUGGUGGUUAAAGUAGUUUCUAAGAAGACUGGUGAGCGUGCUAUACUCUAUGGAGGCCUACUGAUUAUCUUGGUUGGAUUCUUUAUCUUGUUACCUUGGGGAAAACAAUUACCAAAUAUCCAGUGGGAAGAUAUAAAGAAUAAUUCCAUUCCCAGAAUCAUCUUCAAUGAAAUGUUUACACCUUUCUGGAAGCUCCAAACAACACAACUACCAUCCAAUCACACAGUAGAGCCAACAGGAUGCUCUGUUGUGCAGCCCUGGUGCCUGUACACUCCAUUGAUCCACUUGGCCCAGUAUAUAACCUCUGAUAUACUGAUAGGAUUGGGCUAUCCAGUCUGUAAUGUCAUGUCCUAUACUUUAUACUCAAAAAUUCUAGGACCGAAACCUCAGGGUGUCUACAUGGGCUGGUUAACUGCCUCUGGAAGUGGAGCACGUAUACUGGGCCCAGUGUUUGUGAGCCAAAUAUAUACUCACUUGGGACCUCGUUGGGCAUUCAGCUUAAUCUGUGGAAUAAUUGUAUUCUCUCUCUUACUCCUGGAAGCAGUGUAUAAGAGACUUACUGCAUUUUCAGUCAGAUAUGGAAUGAUGCAAGGAUAGAUUUAUUUUUAGCUAUGUAAAAUGAAAAUCAGAAAUAUGUAAUUGUCUUUAUUUUAAACAAGGGUGCCUCAAUACAGGCCUAUAGAGCUGUACUUGUAACUGAGCGGUGGAGCCUGUGAAGCAUACAUAGUCUAAUCACUGCUACAUAUUGAUUAAUGCAAUUAUGCUAAGAUUGCAUUCUUCCUUGAUAGCAAAAGUAGGAAAGCUAUGUUUGAUCACAGUACAGCACUAGGGUAGUGCAUGCUGGAGUUCGUAGUUUCCAAAAGUGUCAGACCUUUGUGUUAAACGAAAUGGCAACCGUAGGCCCUAGUUGUAGGAGUAUAGUGGCCAUAUUGUAAGCACACCCUUUUUAAAAAGAAAAAAAAUGCUGCCUUGAUUCUAUGAAUCAGGACUACUAAAGCUUCUUGUAACUACAAGGUUGAUUGAACCAUGUGCACUUUGAAUCAAAACACCUACCUCUUUUAAUCAAAUAAGUGAAUGUUUGUUUUCUGACAUGCAGCUUGUUUCAAUGGAUUAACCAACAGCUAAUAGGAAAAAUAAACAUUUUGUUCUAACAAGACACCUGUAAUUUAUUGUGAAAUAGAUAUGGGUGGCAACUAUUCAAAAUAUUCCAACAGCUUUGAGUGAUUUAAGAUGAAAUAUAAACACUGAGGCUGGGAUUUUCACAGGAACAUCUUUGAGUUUGGUGUCCAACUCCCAUUGAAUUUUAAUGGGUUUUGGGUAUCUCUUAUUUUCCUGUGAAAAUCCCAAUCUAAAAUGAGUUAUUUGCAGAUCAUAAUUUAAUGCAUACAAGUUCAAGAAUGUGAUUUAUAUAAUUACACAAUCACAUAGUAAAGUUAUGACGACAUCAAAUCAGAUUCACUAAUGGAUAAGAAUUAUGCAUUCUAAACUGUAUUUCAAACAAAGAAGUAUCCCUCUGUAGCUGAAAUUAGAGCCAUGGCUGCUCUUCAGUAUGUCUAACUGUACGCUGAUUUUA